Glarea lozoyensis ATCC 20868 is the source of this 2598-nucleotide messenger RNA. Its product is annotated as SNARE-like protein. Gene Ontology annotation, cellular component: endoplasmic reticulum membrane; signal recognition particle receptor complex. Lineage: Eukaryota; Fungi; Ascomycota; Leotiomycetes; Helotiales; Helotiaceae. The coding region runs from base 1 to 2598 and encodes 865 amino acids. The record is from RefSeq and is a predicted model, not a curated record. Gene Ontology annotation, molecular function: ATP hydrolysis activity; GTP binding; signal recognition particle binding. Gene Ontology annotation, biological process: SRP-dependent cotranslational protein targeting to membrane. The transcript has 6 exons.
AUGUUGGACACUUUCGAAAUCCUCACCACUUCCGGGGUGGUGUUGUGGUCCAAGACAUAUUCUCCCAUCAGUCCAGCCAUCAUCAAUAGUCUCAUCACGAACGUCUUCAUCGAGGAACGAACAUUACCUGGAGCUGGUGUCGCAGACGAUAUAUCUGCCGCCAACAACCCUCCAUAUAAAUACGACCAGCAUACUUUGAAAUGGACGACGGUCAAAGAGCUUAAUAUUAUAUUCGUCGCUGUAUAUCGAUCGCUUCUCCACCUCUCUUGGAUUGAUAAACUGGUUGAUAACAUUAAGACCAUAUUCGUUGACCUAUACGGCGAUCAAUUGAGGAAGCCACAUACGACAGUCGUCGAAUGCCACUUUGACGAUUAUUUCGAUCAACAAGUACGAGAGCUAGAAAAGACGGCGCUCAAUCAAGAUACGAGGACAGCAGAGUCCACCGCGUUUAUCGAACAAGCUCCCAUCUCGAUAUCCGGAGAUUUAGGCGACGAACCCCCUCCGUUACCUGGUUUGCUGUCCCGAGGCCAAUCGAAGAACAAUUAUCGAGACUUAACGUCGAACGACUCAACGCCUAUCGCUACUCCCGACACAUCGCGCCCAAGCACACCUGGGGGCCAUCUGCUGACAGGAAAAUCUGGGCCUGGAGGUAAAGGUUCGAGAAGGGCACGGAAAGCUGCCAACACACCUACAUACCAAUCGUCGGGGGAUGAGACUUCGGCGAAGAAGACUAGGGCUGCCAGGUCCGCAGCACCGAAAAAGGGGAGGAAAUGGGACGCCGAUGGGUUGGCUGAUGAGGAUAGCGACACUCCGCUUGAUUAUUCCGCGCCUGCAAAUGGCGCAAACUCAACAGAUGGCAUAAGCAGCGAUCGCCCAGGCGCUGUGGAGGAGGUAGACCAAGCGACUUGGGGUUCAAAGACUGGAAAAGGCCAGUUCGUAUUAAAAGAUUUAGAUGACCAAGUUCACUCAAUCCUGGCAUCGGCAGAUGUGAAGAAGGAGAGUUCAGCAGAAUCGUCGAAAGGACUGGUCGGUUCGGGUUUCAGCGCCAUCGGGGGACUUUUCAGGAACGUUGUUGGGGGCAAGACUUUGACCAAGGCAGACCUCGAUAAAGCCAUGAAGGGUAUGGAGGAUCAUCUUCUACGAAAGAAUGUUGCCCGCGAAGCCGCCAUUCGCUUGUGCGAAGGUGUUGAGAGAGAACUUAUUGGUGUGAAGACAGGAAACUUUGAAAGUGUGCAAGCAAAGAUUCAAACAGCUAUGGAGUCUUCGUUGCGUAAGAUAUUGACGCCUACAUCGUCAUUGGAUCUUCUACGGGAAAUUGACGCUGUUGCCUCCCCAUCUGCUCUAUCUAUGCAAAAACGGCGGCCAUAUGUGAUAUCCAUAGUCGGUGUUAAUGGAGUGGGGAAAUCCACGAAUCUGUCUAAGAUAUGCUUCUUUCUUUUACAAAAUAAGUACAAAGUGUUGGUUGUAGCAUGCGACACUUUCAGAUCAGGUGCCGUCGAACAAUUAGCUGUCCACGUACGCAACUUGAAAGAGUUGAGCGCUCGAGAAGGAGGUGAAGUGGAACUUUAUCAGAAAGGAUAUGGAAAGGAUGCAGCCAACGUUGCUAAGGAUUCCGUGGCUUUCGCAGCUUCAGAAGGUUUCGAUGUUGUUUUAAUCGACACAGCAGGGCGCCGACACAAUGACACUCGACUUAUGUCCUCUUUGGAGAAGUUCGCCAAGUUUGCAAACCCAGACAAAAUUCUUAUGGUCGGAGAAGCACUUGUGGGAACCGAUUCGGUCGCCCAGGCACGAAACUUCAACACCUCUUUUGGUGCUGGACGCUCACUUGAUGGUUUCAUAAUCUCCAAGUGUGACACCGUUGGAGAUAUGGUAGGCACACUGUUCUCCCAUAAACUCCAUAAGAAUACAGCGCUGGUUCUUAUAGACAUACAAAAUGACUUCAUAUCCGGCUCUCUGAACAAUUCACGCGCUCCGGCAAUUCUCCCUAACGUGUACUCCCUGCUUGACACUCAAGAAUGGCCAUUGAUCAUCGCGUCGCAGGACUGGCACCCCGAAGGCCAUGUCUCUUUCGCUUCUGCUCACCCGGGCGUUGCUCAAUUCGAAACUGUGCAAAAUCCUUUUGCGGACUCUUCAAAUUUCGUCGAGACGCAAACGGUCUAUCCAGACCAUUGUGUGCCAGAAACAUGGGGAAGCCAGCUCGAGGACGGGAUUAAGAGCAGAUUGCACAAUUUGGAAGGGUACAGAACUAGUGUGCAGUAUAUCAAGAAAGCUCAGAAUCAUAGUAUUGACAGUUAUUCUGCUUUCGGUGAUAACCAAUACCGCCGUUUUACGACCUUGGAUUCAGAGUUACGGAUACAUAGCAUAGACAAACUGAUCAUAACCGGCCUCGUCACAUCCGCCUGCGUUCGCGGGACAGCAAUUGACGGCACCAAACUCGGCUACAAUGUCACGAUCAUCUCGGAUGCCACAGAAGGAACUUCUCAGGAAUCUAAAGAUGCGGCAUUGAAAGAAUUAUCCCAGGUUUGGGGUGUGUAUGUCAUGAAUAUGACCGAGUGGCAGGCUGAGAACCCAGUGCCGAAAGGACCCUCCGGUUGGUGA